AUGCUCAUAGGAAUAGCAAAUAUGAAGAAGAAGUGAAGAGCGUUCACAGGAAAACAAUGAGUUGAGGGGUUGAGACCUACUUUCUCCUGUCGUAUUAAAACAAUUGAUCUCUUGCAAUCAUGACAAAUGAGGUCAAAAUCUCUAACUAAACCAGGAAUAUUAAUAGGUCUACCAGCUAUUAGAGAGUAACCGUUGGUGCGUCGUGCUAGUAUUGAUUAAUAGUCUAGGGACCUACGUUACGAGAACGCACUAUUGAUUUGAGCCUCAAUGCUGUCGGAACGGCUAUUCAUUCACUCCCUGUCGUUACUUGUCUGGAUUGUAUACUGCUUUUUUUCCAGCAGAAAUACCCUUCUUAAGACUGUGUAGACUACACCAUCAAGAUGGCAGAGACUGCAAAGAAUGGCCGAGCUUCUGGUCUUGAGGAGUCCAAUGAUACAGGCUCGGAUAAGGUGGUGUUGGCUCGUUCAUUAGGAUUAAAGGAAUGCGUUAGCAUGGUGAUGGGUAUCAUCAUUGGAACUGGUAUCUUCAUCUCACCUAAAGGUGUCCUUGCUGGAGCUGGAGGCUCACCAGGAUGGUCGCUGAUCAUGUGGGUUAUAUGUGCCGUCAUAUCACUGUUUGGAGCUCUGUGCUAUGCCGAGCUUAGUACGACCUUCAAGAAGUCUGGGGGCGAGUUUACUUUCAUCUUACAAGCUUUCGGACCUCUGCUGGCAUUCCUCAGGAUGUGGACCUAUCUCUUCAUCAUCCUCCCUGCUGUAGCCAUCGUACAAGGGAACACCAUCGCGAACUACAUCACAGCACCAUUCUUUAAUGAUUGUGAAGAGGUACCCACUCAUGCUCUUAGGUUGAUGGGCAUGGCCGUCAUCUUCAUGUUGGCGUUCAUUAACGCGAUCAGUGUGAAGUUAACUACUCGACUGGUCAACAUCCUAACCGUGGCUAAAACAGUGGGUCUUAUCGUCCUAAUCAUCUCAGGACUCGUCUACCUAGCUAAAGGACAUACACAGUAUCUGAAUCCUGAGAACUCGUUUAAGAUGAGCUUACCAUUGAACAUCCCUCUGGCUAUCUUCGCUGGUAUCUUUGCCUUCGAUGGAUGGGAAUCAGUCAAUACGAUUGUCGAAGAAAUCAAAAAGCCAGAAAGGAAUGUACCUCUGGGUAUUGUGAUAUCUCUGUCUGCUGUGACAAUCAUCUACCUGAUGGCAAACAUAGCUUACUUCACCCUCCUCUCACCGGCUGAAAUCCUCGCGUCUAAUGCGGUCGCUGCGGAUUACAGCGUUUUAGCCCUAGGAAAUUGGUCCUGGACCAUUUGGGUCUUUGUGGCCUUAUCUGCUAUGGGUAAUCUCAUUGGUAGUUGGUUCGGAUUCAGCAGAAUGUUCUAUGUGGCAGCACGAGAGGGCCUCCUACCCAGCGUUGUUGGAAUGAUCAGUGUCAAACAUCGUACUCCAAUACCAUCAGUUAUCAUCGUGUUACCGAUAACGUUAAUUUACCUGAUGUUUGAUGACGUCAUAGCUCUGAUCAACUACAUGCUGUUCGUGAUCGUAGCCUUCAUGGCUCUCACGGUGCUCAUCAUCCCGUAUUACAGAUGGAAACAUCCUAACAUGGAGAGAACACUUAAGUUACCUCUGGUGAUACCAAUCAUCUUCAUCUUGGUGAUCCUGUUCCUGAUGGGUCUCUCUGUCUACACGGAUCCCUUUAGUGCUCUGAUAGGAACAGCUCUCACCGUAGCAGGAAUACCAGUCUACUUUGUGGGUUGUGUUUGGAACAAGCCUGUCUGGUUACAAGAAAAGAUUGUCGCAUUGAACCUCAUACUUCAGAAGUUUUUCUUCGUGGUUCCUCAAGAGAAAGAGAUGGUCUCAGAGUCUGAUGAUGAUGCUGAUGAUAAGGUUUCUAAAUCUAACGGCUACAGAUCAGCAAAAGAAUUUGAAGACGUUCCUCUCAACUGAAACCUUCUCAGACCAAGGAAAUACAAAGUUUUGCUUUGUUGGAGUGACCUAAU
Strongylocentrotus purpuratus (purple sea urchin) is the source of this 1990-nucleotide messenger RNA. Its product is annotated as cystine/glutamate transporter-like. The record is from RefSeq and is a predicted model, not a curated record. Gene Ontology annotation, molecular function: L-amino acid transmembrane transporter activity. Gene Ontology annotation, biological process: amino acid transmembrane transport. The transcript has 12 exons. Lineage: Eukaryota; Metazoa; Echinodermata; Echinoidea; Camarodonta; Strongylocentrotidae. Bases 381 to 1937 code for a protein of 518 amino acids. Gene Ontology annotation, cellular component: membrane.